Messenger RNA from Penicillium paradoxum, 546 nucleotides. RefSeq lists its product as uncharacterized. NCBI's taxonomy places the organism in Eukaryota, Fungi, Ascomycota, Eurotiomycetes, Eurotiales, Aspergillaceae. The record is from RefSeq and is a predicted model, not a curated record. The transcript has 4 exons. Bases 1 to 546 code for a protein of 181 amino acids.
AUGUCUACCCCAGCUCAGAUUCCAUCGAUCGACGAGAUAACUUCCAGUCAGUCCGCUCGUGGGAUCACUGAUAAGCUAGCUGUUUUACUGCCACAUUUGGAUCAACGAGUGAACGACCUAAAAAGCUGGUUCAAAUCGAUCGACCCCAGUACUUACACACAGGACCUCCCUUGGCCUCCCCGGGUACUAGCCGCCUAUAAAGCCUACAAGAGAAUGGAUGAGGAGCUUGGUGAGGCCGCAGGGGCAUAUUCAAAUGUAUCUGCACGCCUACAAUCUCGUUCAAAGUGGGUGACACCACAUGAGCACAUGCAUUGUGCGGGCCUCGCAGUUAUAUGGGCAAAGAAAACUGUGCAAACAGCGAACGCGCGUCUGGAGUUCCUUGAGAAUUACCAGAACGCCUUCCCCCAUGAUCGGAUCGAGGGGCAUAUUGUUGCUGGGCAAUAUGCCCUGAAUGGCGCCAAAAACGCCCUGAAGGCCAUUGAGGACUACAUGGAAAAGGGUUUCAAAGCUUCCUCGCGGCGAGCAGACCCUGAGAUAUUCGAGUAA